UGCCUGUGGGCCAGAAAAUGAGAAUGGAAAGGGUUAAAAACUCUGAAAAGGGCCUACAAGGCCUCGGGGCUUUGAGCCCCAUUUUAGCGACAAGCGUCCUCGUCGCCAACGCAGCCCUGAAUUCCCGCUAGCCGCUUUCUCCCGGGGCCGUGGAGCACGCCGCUUUCACGACAGUUCACCUUCUUUACGGCACCCACGUGUGUUUUUUUCUUUCUGGGAUGUAUAUGAAAGCUGCUGCUGGAGUGUGGGUUGGAAGCUGAAUAUGGCAGUUCGAUUCCUUUGGAAGACAAUGGCCAUUGUGGAGAGGCACAGGACUUGUUUUCUGGCAAUUUCCUGUGCUGGACUUUUUGGUGCUAACCUGACUUUUCACAUCUUACCUGACAAGACAGUCAAACCAUUGUAUCAGGCUUGGGCCAAGGGGAAACCAAUGGAGCUUUCAGAAGAAUUACAGAUCCUCUUCAAUGACACCCUCAGUGAUGUCAGAGUGAAGUCGGCAAACAAUUUUCAAGCCUUUGUGGCCUUCAGCUUCCAUCCGGUGAGCGCUGGACUUCCAUGGCUACCUGCAGGCUGUGUUGUGGGCAUCCCUGCCAAUUUCAUUGGUGCAACCAAUGAUGAUGAUAGGAUUAGCAAUCACAUUGUCAUGGUUGAAGGCAAAAAAGUGGAUUGGGAAAGCACAGAAGGCCUGGCUUUGCAGGAAGCCCUGACACUUUCUCCAGAGGCUCAAAAGUUUGCCAUUGCAAGAGAGCUCAUGUACUUGCAAAGCAAUAGCUCCUUUGUAUGUGCCGUUGUUGCCCCCAUUUGUCUAGCUGGGACUUACAUCUCAGGGAUAGCCAUAAAGCAGCUCUUGGGCUUGUAUUCUGGUCCAGUGCUCUUACGAGGUCUUUACAACAUAGCUGUUGUGGUGAUUGGAUUUGUGGGCUAUUGCCUCUCGUAUGAUACUCUGAGUCGGGCAAUUGAUUAUAGGACAGACAGAAAUACAGCUUCCGUUUCCACCAGCUUUGCCAGAGGUGGGGUGGAGUUCUAUAAUAAAAUCCUGUCCCAGAACAAGACUCUUCGUACACUCAUGGGCAAACGAGGAGACCAGAUAUAUGCCCCAAGUGGUAAUCUUUUCCCAAGAUGCUCAUUCAGAUUAAAACAUGUGCCAUACACUUCCAGAAGAGACUUGAUUAUCAAUAUUUUAAGCAUGCCACAGGCAAAGGGGUGAGGGCAUGAUUUAAUUUUAAGCUUGUAAAUUAUGCAUUCUCUUUGGAACACUGCAGCAAUUCCAUUUUGGGGAAGAAAUGACUUUAUUUUAUUUUUCUUUCUUUAUUCAUUUGAUGCCUGUCUGAAAAAAAUUAAAGACACGUCAAAGGUU
Molecule: messenger RNA, 1354 nt
Organism: Rhineura floridana
Lineage: Eukaryota; Metazoa; Chordata; Lepidosauria; Squamata; Rhineuridae
Gene: TMEM177
Product: transmembrane protein 177
Exons: 2
Coding region: 263-1204 (313 amino acids)
Source: RefSeq, a predicted model, not a curated record